This is a messenger RNA of Oppia nitens, 829 nucleotides long. RefSeq names its product 39S ribosomal protein L51, mitochondrial-like (gene mRpL51). The coding region runs from base 225 to 710 and encodes 161 amino acids. Gene Ontology annotation, molecular function: structural constituent of ribosome. Gene Ontology annotation, cellular component: mitochondrial large ribosomal subunit. Lineage: Eukaryota; Metazoa; Arthropoda; Arachnida; Sarcoptiformes; Oppiidae. The record is from RefSeq and is a predicted model, not a curated record. Gene Ontology annotation, biological process: translation. The transcript is spliced from 2 exons.
AAUCAAGACAUUGAUCACCACUUGGUUUCAAUCAUAUCAUAACCACUGCUUUCAAUCGUUGACCAAACACUGUGUCCACACUUGAGAUCACUUAUCACAUCAUCAAUGAUGUCAUGCAUUACAUCAACACAUCAUUGAUUGUCAUUUCAAUGUUUCCACACUUUCAUCGAUUGUAUUAUUGUUUGUAUUAUUCAGUGAUAUAUUCAAUGAUCACAUAAUAAGUCAUGAAUUUGUUGAGACAUGUGAUGACAAACACUUUAUUUCACAACAAUGUGACCACAAAUCCCGUUAAAGUCAGUGUCCGUCACUUCCAAAGGCGACCUUUUAUCCGAAGAUUCGGUUAUAAACCGCAUAUUCACUGCAGAGGGUUUCUGCCGCGAGUUAAGGGCGACGUCGGACCGUUGCGGACACUUCCCAACGAACCACUUCCCGAUGAAUGGAGAAAAAAGGAGGCAUUGUUUGGUCAAAACGAUUACAUCGAUCUGUUGGGCGACGGAAGUGUUUCAGUGACCGAUCUUAUGACAGGCACUCCCCGAUGGCUCAAGAAUUUUAAGGGCAAUGAACUCCAAAUGUCUGUUCGCAAGAAAAAGACUUAUUCCCACUGGAAAUGGUUGAGACCUAAGAAAUAUCACGAAUUGGAGGCAAGAAUUUUCUUCUUAUAUAAAAAACUUAACUUCAAGAGAGCUCCGCCUCCACCGCAAUACCCGUAGAGAUAGUGAGAUAGUUGUCACACAUGUGGUGACUAUCACUUCAAUCAAUUUAUAUUUAUAGACAAAUGAUUUAAUUAAAAAAAUAGUUAUUAAUUACAUAAUUAUAUUAAAUAAAAAUU